UCUCGGGGCUGCCCAGCUGCUGGCGGCCGCGGCUCGGAGAAGGGCCCGGCUGGGCGAGCGCGCGCCAUGGCCCCGUGGCUGCAGCUUUGCUCCGUCUUCUUCACCGUCAACGCCUGUCUCAACGGCUCGCAGCUGGCCGUGGCCGCGGGUGGCUCCGGCCGCGCGAGGGGCGCCGACACCUGUGGCUGGAGGGGAGUGGGGCCAGCCAGCAGGAGCAGCAGGCUGCACAACAUCACCUUCAGAUAUGACAAUUGUACCACCUACUUGAAUCCGGUGGGGAAGCACGUGAUUGCUGAUGCCCAGAACAUCACCAUCAGCCAGUAUGCAUGCCAUGACCAAGUGGCAGUCACCAUUCUUUGGUCCCCGGGGGCCCUUGGCAUUGAAUUCCUAAAAGGAUUUCGGGUAACACUGGAGGAGCUGAAGUCGGAGGGAAGACAGUGCCAACAACUGAUUUUAAAGGAUCCGAAGCAGCUCAACAGUAGCUUCAAAGGAACUGGAAUGGAAUCUCAACCUUUCCUGAAUAUGAAAUUUGAAACGGAUUACUUUGUAAAGAUUGUCCCUUUCCCUUCCAUUAAAAACGAAAGCAAUUACCACCCAUUCUUCUUCAGAACCUGGGCCUGUGACCUGUUGUUACAGCCGGACAGCCUGGCCUGUAAACCCUUCUGGAAGCCUCGGAACCUGAACAUCACCCAGCACGGCUUGGACAUGCAGGUGUCCUUCGACCACGCACCGCACAACUUUGGCUUCCGUUUCUUCUAUCUUCACUACAAACUCAAGCAUGAAGGACCCUUCAAGCGAAAGACCUGUAAGCAGGAACAAAAUACAGAGACAACCAGCUGCCUCCUUCAAAAUGUUUCCCCAGGAGAUUAUAUAAUUGAGCUGGUAGAUGACACUAACACAACAAGAAAGGUGGUGCAUUAUGCUCUAAAACCAGCGCAUUCCCCAUGGGCCGGGCCCAUCAGAGCCGUGGCCAUCACCGUGCCGCUGGUUGUCUUAUCAGCAUUUGCGACGCUGUUCACUGUGAUGUGCCGCAAGAAGCAACAAGAAAAUAUAUAUUCACAUUUAGAUGAAGAGAGCUCUGAGUCCUCCACGUAUACUGCAGCAGUCCCCCGAGAGAGGCUCCGGCCUCGGCCAAAGGUCUUCCUCUGCUAUUCCAGUAAAGAUGGCCAGAAUCACAUCAAUGUUGUCCAGUGUUUUGCCUACUUCCUCCAGGACUUCUGCGGCUGUGAGGUGGCUCUGGAUCUUUGGGAAGACUUCAGUCUCUGCAGAGAAGGGCAGAGAGAAUGGGUCAUCCAGAAAAUCCACGAGUCCCAGUUCAUCAUUAUAGUGUGUUCCAAAGGCAUGAAAUACUUUGUGGACAAGAAGAACUACAAACACAAAGGAGGCAGCCUAGGUUCAGGGAAAGGGGAGCUCUUCCUAAUGGCGGUAUCUGCCAUUGCUGAAAAGCUCCGCCAAGCCAAGCAGAGUUCAUCUGCAGCACUCAGCAAGUUCAUCACUGUCUACUUUGAUUAUUCCUGUGAGGGAGACAUCCCCUGCAUUCUGGACCUCAGCACCAAAUACAAACUUAUGGACAACCUUCCCCAGCUCUGUUCCCACCUGCACUCGGGAGACUACAAUGUCCAGGAGCCUGGGCAGCACCCAGGACCUGGAAGUAGAAGGAACUACUUUCGGAGCAAGUCAGGCCGCUCUCUGUAUGUUGCUAUAUGUAACAUGCACCAGUUUAUUGAUGAGGAACCUGAUUGGUUUGAAAAGCAGUUUGUACCCUUCCAUCCUCCUGCACUGCGCUAUCGAGAGCCAGUCCUAGAGAAGUUUGACUCAGGCUUAGUUUUAAACGAUGUCAUUGGCAAACCAGGGCCAGAGGGUGAUUUCUGCCUAAAGGCUGAGGCUGCUGUUCUUGGGGCCACAGUGUCUGGAGACUCUCACCCACAGCCAGAGAGUCCGCCUGGCGGCUUGGACCAGGAUGCUGAGGUCCAGGCACCCCAUGAUGGGGUCUCUGCCCUGCAGCCCCUGCUACUUACAGUGAAAGCUGGCGGCCCUUCGGACAUGCCAAGGGACUCGGGCAUCUAUGAUUCCUCCGUGCCCUCCUCGGAGAUCUCUCUGCCUCUGAUGGAGGGGCUCUCUGCAGACCGGACGGAAACAUCAUCCCUAACGGAGAGCGUGUCCUCCUCCUCAGGCCUGGGUGAGGAGGAUCCUCCUAUCCUUCCAUCCAAGCUCCUUGCCUCUGGGGUGUGGAAAGCAGAACUUGGUUGCCUCAGCUACACUGAUGAACUCCACGCCGUCGCCCUUUUGUAGCAAAAUGGAAGAGCCUAAGCAUUGCCACUUUAGCUGCCGCCUCUGGCUCUCCAGCUCAUCUCUGUGGUUGCAUCACCUCCUUGGAGCUGAGUACUCAUGCAAGGGUAUUUAGGGUGAAAAUCUAGCCAGUACUUGGCCCCCAGCCCCAGCUAUCUUGGCAACGUCUCCAGUUUGCUAAAACCAUACACAGAGCCCUGAAAGGCACGUCUGUGAGGUCCAGGAGCAGCUUGCUCUGUUAGGUCAGUCCUUGCACCAGAGCCUAUUCUGGCAGGUAGGAGGAAACAGAAACAGGACAAUACCUGCCCUGAUCAUUCCGACUUUAUUGACCUCUGCAUACUUUGCCUGUUUACUGUUUGCUACUUUGGUUUGGAAUGCUGUGUGGAAAAAAUACUUGUAGUGUCAUUAUAGCCACAGAAAUUAAGUGCCAGUCUCGCUGGAAUCCAUGUGGUAUUAUAGAUGAUGUUCCUAUCUGGUUUCAGUGUGGAACUUAACAAUGCCACGGGUAUUAAAUAAGCCUUGAGUCAAAGGUCAAGAAAGUGACUGAUUAUUCAGUGUACCUUUCUGAAAAAUGAGUCUUUACAUGUUACCGGGUGACUUGGCUGGCUAAGGUGGGGGUCCCAGCAUUGUGACAAUGGUUACAUCCUGACCAUUCCAUCUCAGCUUUCUCUUGGUCUGAGUAGGCAGCAUGUCUGUCAAGUUUCCCUGGGUUACAUUUACUGUGCUGCAGCUCAUAUGAUGGUGUCUUAUUUUAAGAGACUGUUUCCCAGCUGCGCCGUAUUAUUCGAAGUUGAGUUCGUGCUUCAGUUGCCUUGGGGCCUAAACCUGUGUCCUGCAUAUUAGAGAUGAGAAUUCAUUGAAAUGCAGCAGUAUAUGGAGGUGGUGGCCAAUAAUCUGCUGAACCGGUUUUGACUGAUGACAGGCCUCUUUUUAAGAAGGUCGAAAGGAGAGAACUGCCAUAAAAGUAAAUGUUCUAUUUUUAUGAAUGACUUGUAAAAAAAAAAUCAAAUUUGUUUCCAAAGGGAAAACAUUUGUUCAUAUUCCAUUUGUUUAACACGUGUGUCGAGAUGUCUCAGUCUCCUAUGUGGAAGCCCUCGUCCUCCCUCUGCCCUGGAGCACGCAUGGGUAUCUUUCUCCUCCCUCCUUAAUGGAUGCUGUUGGGUUUUGGCAGCCUGUCUCCUCAGCAGUCAACCCAGGGACCUUAGUUUUUGGAAGAUGCUGAAAAACAUCCCAAGGUGGGGUGGGAGUGGGGAUGGGACUGGACUUUCCCUCCCGAUCACAGGCUGAGCAGGUGGAGAAGGGGAAAGCUUGCAGUCUUGCUGGAAAGAAGAGGUUUUGUGUGUAUUUUGGAUGCAAAUGCCCUACUCCCUGUUCUGUAAAGGCAGCUGGCAGCCUUUUGGGAGAAGAACGUGCUCGUCUGUUCUCUGGCAUCAAGUUUCCUGCAGCUGCUCUGAGGGAGCGACAGUGAGCUGGAAGCCUGUCUCCCCAUAAGACCAGGCAUGUUGGUAGAGGAGAGAUAGUCCAUGUUGUCACCAUGCUCUCCAGGACAAAGUGCAGAGCCCCUGUCCGUGUAAGACCAUCCUGUGCUUCCAGCCUUGUUAUACAUUCUGUGAAAGAGAUUGGUGGGUCUGAACUUGCUAACAUACAAAAAUUCACUCGAAACAUUAUCAGAGAUUUACAGAGUCUAAGAGAUGGUUUUGUGCCCCCAGAGGAACCAUUAGGGGCUGCUUUUAGCAUAGAUACUCGUCUUUUCAUGUGAAAUGAGACAUCUUUGAGAACAUGUCUCCAGAGACAGCCUGCAGGACUGGGAGGAGAGGAGCAUUAACUGAGUCCCAAGGGUCUGGGCUUACGGCAUGGAUUCCCUCGGAAGGGAAAUGGCAGGGACUGAGUUCUAAAGGUGAUGUUUCAGUUUGGACUUAGGGUUUGGAUUCUUAUUUUGAAGUAUUAGUGUGUCUAAUCAACAAACUCAAACUCUUAACAGGCCAAAUACUGAAAGUGCUGUAUGAUUCCCUAGCUCAGAAUGUGUUGCAUGUUAAGUCUGACCUCCUACUUUUGCUUCAUUAGUUGUGCUAUUUUCCCACACUCCCCAUUGUGCUGGGAGUGGGAGGAGUUGUCUUGGAGAUUAAGGCAAAACCUCUGUUCCAAGCAGAGCUCCGUAUUUUUACUCAGAAAAUGUCACAGACAGUGGAAAUGAUAAGAUGGAAUCCAGAAAAGGGUUCUGGUUUCUAGAUAUUGGGGAAGCAGCGAUUAGAUUAUAGCAGUGAUUUCAGUGGAAGGGCUUGAUCUGAGAGUAAACGUGUGGGUAAGUUUGAUGUUAUCCUCUGGAAAGGAAACCAGGGCUCCAGAAAACUAAGGCUGACGGCCCGGAGCUAGUUUUUCACCUUAAUUCAUCAAUAUUUCUGGGAAAGGAUUUAGCAUCUGACGCUGUCAGCUUUAUUGGGAGAGUGAUUGAGGUAGUGAAAGCCCAGAUGAGUGUGUGCUGUGCUCUGAGAAGUUGGCUGUAAGUAACAGACUUCCUUGGCGGGCCUGCCCACCCAUGUGGAAUGCAGGAGCUUGCUUUCCAGAGGUCUGAGACUUGGGGCUCGGAGGCACAUGGAUCUCCAGAAAGAAUAACAAGGCAUUGUAGUGCCGGCCCAGGUAUUUGGCUUCAGACUACACUAGGUAAUACAGUAUUUUGAGCCACAAGGAGAUUGGGCCAUAAUGGGAGUUCUGUUAACAUGUUAGUAUUAACCGAAGACAGUCCCAGAUCAUGUCUUUAGCAACGUGCUAUCAUUGGAAUGAGUGUAUAGUAGUAAGUUAUAGAUAUUUAAGGUCACAUAUGUUUGUCAAAGUUCAAUCUUGCUAUUCCAAGCAACACCAGUUUUUGGCUUUGUGUUUUACCGGCCCAUAGUUUCAGGUCCCCUGAUUUAUGUGCAACUAAACAGGAACGUAUUACAACAUUCCUCUAAAAAUGUAGAGUAAUGUGAUUUUGAGAGAUUUUUAUCCUUGCGUUGAAUAUUUUUUCUUUUAAAAGAAACAAAAAGGGAAAAAAGCUAUUUUAUUCUUGAUGAAGAAAUGACACACACUUCCUCCCAAAAGAAAGAAAAUCCUGCAGCCCCUAGCACCCCAACCUUCUCAAGAAGAGAGAAUCACACUGUCUUUAUUGGAGAAGUGGGCAAUGCCAGUGUGAAGAUCACUAGGUUUUUCUGGUGCUCUGUUUAGCAGAUCCUGUGCCUUCAGGGGCCACCAAGCAUAAGGGAAGCAGCUGUGUGGUGACAAAUGGCUGCGUCUCUCCUCAUCGUCAGGGACGAUCAGGCACAGUGAGCCCAUGGCAGACCCAAGAGUGCCUGUGUGUCUCACAGGUGGCAGCUGCUACAGCCAGCAUAGCCAGACAUUUCCUGAUACACCCAUUUCUCAGGAGAAGCUGAAAAUUUCUUUUUAUUUUAUAUAUUAGCAACUAAAAUUUUAAAGUAUUUAAAGUGAAUUCAGGACCAACAGAACACAUAGAUGGACCUAAUUUGGCCCACUGGUUGCCAGUUUGUGAUUUCUGCUUUAAAAGAUUUGAAGCCAACCUCCAAUAAUUAACAAAUGUUGGCUGCCAUCAGGAAAUGCUGUUGCUAAAUGCAGCCAGUAGCUGGAUUCUUUCUCUCCUUCAAAGAAAUUUCAUGGGAUUCUGAAAUGCAUUUGGAAUGUUUUGAUUGCUUCCCUUACACUUUGUAAUGUCUUUUAAAAAUUUUUAUUUUUAUCACUACAUGUUUGCAAUACAUAAAAGAAAGACAAGUUAUGUGCUAAUUUCUAAGACAGAUUUAUAUUCUUCCAAUAUAAAAAAUACAAUGCUUAGAACAAUUUCUUUUUUUUCUUUUUUAAGAAUUUCAUUUAAACUCUACAACCUGUAGUCCAGGGCCUUAUUUAUCGGUUAGCUCUCAACAUAAUUUUUUUAAUAGAUGGCAUGUAAUUUUGAGCUUAGGCCAAGACCUAUCUAGGAAAAGAGGCAUUUUGGAAAAUGAAGCAGAAAAUCUAGUUCUAGUAGGCUCAGGAGUCUACAUUAUCUUCUCUUAAAUGACCUGUGAGUUGUGUUUUGGAGGUGAGAGGCAGUAGACACAAGUCCGAUGCUGAAAUAUGAGGAGUCCCCACGGGUGUUGGGUCACUGUUGCCAUAUCACCUGUCCAGGCCCACAGUGAGAAUAAAUAAAAGGAAGUCAGACUGUAAGCCAAUAGCUUUGACCCGAUUUCAGAAUGCGGGGCUAGCAUGUUCCUUCCUUGGUGUCAAGGAACUGUGCCUGAAAUUAGCCCAGACGUGUGGCUGUGGGUGAGGGUCUGGAUUUUCAGUGAAGAAGAUUUUGUAACCUACCCUGCUGAUCAGAUAGUUCUUUGUGUAUCCUCCUUCUAGAAAUUCAAACCAGCUUUCUUUUGUUCAGGGUGUAGUGGAGAAAGAACAGCUGGUCACCUCCUGUGUAUUUGAAAAUCACGGUGAAGUCAUCCCCCUGGAGUUUUUAUUUCAGUGGUAAAUAAUCCCACCCACUUAACUGUUCUUCACAGCCCCUAUUUUCCAGUGGCUUAAUGAUUUUCACUGCUCUGUUGUUUCUCAGCUUCACACUCGUUUAGGUGCCCAAACAAAACCAUUGGUGCCUUAUGCACUUUGGUGCCUUGUAACUGCUAAGCUCAGGGUAGGGUUACUGGGAGAUUCCUAUGUGCCUGGCUUCUCUUACUAGGUGGAAGCAAAGUGGUACUUCUUAAAAAUGUUGUGUCACUUAGAGUCCUUGUGAGAAGCCACACGUUGCUCCACCCCACCUUGGUGAUUGUCCUCUGUCCUAUCUUGUGCUUUAUUUUCCCUGCAGAGGGCAAACACGUGGUGCUUACUUCUGAUGUGUUUAAUGUCAUUCUGAAGCUUCAGGAUACUCGAGACCAGCUCUACCGUCUGAGUGGCAGCUACCCCACCCUUACAAGUUUGGAUUCUGUAUCUCCAUAUCUAGAGACAUGUAAAGUUUUUGAGACUUUGGAUAUUGUUACUUCAGUGUAACCACUGGAGAAGGGACAGCAGCAGUUGCCAAGUGCCACCUUCCUGAUGCUGUUCGGGGGCUAACUUGCAAAUGUGUUUGAAUCCCCCAGUGAGGACCUUGGGCGGCUUUGGCCAGUUGUCUCCUGCCUACCCUUUGGUUCCUCCCCAAGGUUCAUCUGGGACCAUAGACACCGCAAGAAGACCUUUCCAUGUUCUAAAGGGCUGGAGCCAUGGCUCUCAGGUGGCCAGGUGCUGUCCUCCGCACAAUCAAGUCUGCCAGUGCACACAUCCAUGCCUGACGUUUACACCAUGGAAAAUUUCAGUCACGAAGAUUCCAAGGAGCAGUCCUGCCAGAUGUAGUCAAAAGUAACUGCUCCCAUAGUUAGGCCAAAAGUUCCACUGGAUGUCAUUAAUGUGUUUAUCUGUUAUAAAAAAAUUCUGUUGUUGUUUUUUGGUGUAUUUUUUUCCUCCACAAGUCUGGACAGCAGCAAAAGUUUCUGUAAAAACCAAAUGUGUUCAUUUUGAGAAUAAGUAACUUAGGUUUUCACUAUUAAAAAAGAAAAGUUUCACUGUGGAAGGUCCCUGUUUUCCAUCUUAGGGGGAAAGCCCCUGGAGCACAAUGGUUAUCGGUGUCAUUGUUUUUGUUUCUCGUCUCUAAAUUUGUCCUUUGUGGGAUUUGGUGGAAUAGUGAGCACUGACAGACUAUAGCAGUGUGCUGUAUUUUUACAUUGGAAAUGUUAGUAACAUACGAUUUGUGCAUAACUCUGUAAAUAGAGGAUAGUAAACCACAGCUGACGUUUGCAAAAUGUUUUUGUACUUUAGAAUUUCUGUAUCAAAUAAAAUGUUUUAAGACUCUCA
Messenger RNA from Heterocephalus glaber (naked mole-rat), 8124 nucleotides. RefSeq names its product interleukin 17 receptor D (gene Il17rd). The record is from RefSeq and is a predicted model, not a curated record. Lineage: Eukaryota; Metazoa; Chordata; Mammalia; Rodentia; Bathyergidae. Gene Ontology annotation, molecular function: interleukin-17 receptor activity.